Molecule: messenger RNA, 622 nt
Organism: Notechis scutatus (mainland tiger snake)
Lineage: Eukaryota; Metazoa; Chordata; Lepidosauria; Squamata; Elapidae
Source: RefSeq, a predicted model, not a curated record
GCUAAAAAGAAGAGGCGUGUGACCUGGGCCCCUGGGGCUGUAAGCCAAGAUGGGGGAAUGCCUUUCUUAGAAGAUUUUCCUAGUAGACCUAAACGCUUUAAAACUUCUCCAUCUUGUGUCACAGAGAUGGAAGAAUCUGUCUCCUCGGAAUUCUCAGAAUAUGAUGAUCAAUGCAUGACAGCCAGUAUUAUAAUGCCUGAGGAAGAAUGGAUCCCAGGAUCUGAAAGAAACUUUACUUCUAAAGACUUUACCGAGUCAUUUCAGCUUCGCCAAAGGCUCGUGGAAGAAAGGGCUGAGGAUACUCAAUUGGAGAUGGAGAAAUUGUUAGCUUAUGUAAAAUUACAAGAAGAUGAGGUUAAUACACAGAAGAAUUUAGUUCUUGAGGAACAACAGAUGUUUCAGAAACUUGAAGAGGAAUUUAAAGAAGAAACAAAAAAACUAAAAGAAAAGCAUCUAAUUUUAAAAAUUCAAGAUAGUAUAGAUGAAAAGGAACUCUUUUCCCAAAAUUACACAGAACAUAUUCAGAAAGUAGAAUUGAUUAUCAGUUGCAAUGGUGAUAAAUUUGAAAAUGGGAUUACCCGAAUUAAUAGAGGAAUGGAACAUUUUUCCAAAUUACCAGAAG